AUGGCAAGCUUUAUGAAAAUGGUAGUCAGCAAUUACCAUGAAAUCUUGGAAAGCAAUAAAGAUCCACUCGUAGACACGUGGUUUCUCAUGGGUUCACCGGUACCUGUCCUUGCUAUCCUCAGUACCUAUCUCCUCUUUGUUUUAAAAGUUGGACCAAAGAUGAUGGAAUCAAGGCCACCUUUCCAACUCAACAAUGUACUAAUACUCUACAAUGCUAUUCAAGUUUUAUUCAGCAUUUGGCUAGUGUCCUUGGUUUUAAAUGAUAAAUUUAUCAGCUUCAUAUAUCCAAGCAGUUGCAGCAAAGAUGACGUAGCUCCAGAAAAAAAUGUACAAGAGAUGAUUUCAUCGGCAGCGUGGUGGUACUUUUUCGCGAAAAUAAUUGAACUUCUCGAUACGAUAUUCUUCGUUCUUCGGAAGAAACAAAAUCAAGUUACUUUUCUUCACGUUUACCAUCAUACGAUAACUGCCCUAUUUUCAUGGUGUUAUCUGAAACUUUUACCCGGAGAACAAGGACUUUUGAUUGGUUUCUUAAACUCAUCCGUGCAUAUAGUCAUGUACACCUACUACAUGAUCGCUGCUUUGGGACCACGGUAUAGAAAAUGGUUAUGGUGGAAGAAAUAUAUGACUUGGAUGCAACUGAUCCAAUUCGGCCUUAUGCUUGUCUACCUGGUGGCUAUUCUUGCGAUGGACUGUGCUAUGCCAAAAGCCCUUACCUACUUCUUUGUUACGAAUGUUGUUAUUUUCAUUUAUCUGUUCAGUGAUUUCUAUCGCAAAUCUUAUGUGAAGAAAAAGACAAUUUAA
Molecule: messenger RNA, 801 nt
Organism: Cotesia congregata
Lineage: Eukaryota; Metazoa; Arthropoda; Insecta; Hymenoptera; Braconidae
Source: the annotation of a GenBank genome assembly